AUGAAUUUCAUAUUCAAAAGCAAACAAAGGACACCGGGGGAGUUGGUGCGCCACCUGCGAGAAUCGAUAGGGAGAUUGGAGACGGCCAGUGCGGGCAGCAAUGUGGAGAGCAAACGAAAGGUGAGUGCUGAUAGCGCUGGGCGCAUUUGGCCCGGCACUGCUUCGACUACCGCGAGAAGAGUCGGCGGCCACCUCCUUCAUCAGGCUUGGCGCUUCCCGGGUGAUGCUGAGUAUUCUGCCUGGGUGCCAACAGGCUGGCGAGGAUGUGUCCAAGAAUCUCUUCCACAUCAAGGCGAUACUUUUCGGCGACGGAGGUGAGUGACAUGAUGACAGUGUGCUUUGCGCGCCUGCUGUGCCAAACGUAGCUGAUUGCGCUGUCGGGGACGUGAAGAGAAUGAGCCCCAGCCAGAGCAAGUAGCUCAGCUCGCGCAAGAGGUCUACAACAACGACGUGCUCCAGCUCUUGGUGGUCAACAUUUGGAGAUUCGAGUUUGAGGUGAGUCAUAAGGUCGCUCACUAUUCUACUGGCGCUCUGCGCGGGCUCACCUUCAGCCCUUUGCAUUGUCGUCUUGCACGCUAUAGGCUAAGAAGGACGUCUCGCAAAUUUUCAAUAAUCUUUUGAGGCGUCAGAUCGGAAGCAGAUGGCCCACUGUAGAAUACUUGGCUACCAAGCCCGAAGUGAUCUUCAGCGCGCUGAAAGGGUGAGCCAGGCUGAUUGUCACACAGGCUUCCCGACACUUCGCUCUGACGACGUGCGCGCACUCCCUUGCUGCCAGAUACGAGAACCCUGAUGUUGCUUUGAACACUGGCAUGAUUUUGAGGGAGAUGCUGAGGCAUGAAGUGCUGGCAAAGACUUUGCUGUAUUCAGAGAAGUCAGUGAUGGAUGGUCUGUGUCUCCACAGGACGCUGCUGCUGACUCUCCGAACCGCGCUGGGCUCUGCCGCCAGGUUCUAUACUUUCCCCGAUCACAUCGAAAAGACCACCUUCGGCGUGUCUUGCGAUGCCUUUGCCAAUUUCAAAGUGCGUGCGCCUGCCCACGACGUGAGCCAAGUACUCCCAUACUGACUCAUAACCUUCGCCCAAAUCACGCUAGGAAACGCUCACGCGACACAAAGCGAUGGUCGCAGAGUAUCUGGAGAACAAUUACGACAAGGUCAGUCUGCAAAUUUUGGAGGGGAUAACAGAGUAUUCAGCUGAUUUCUGGUCCAUACCCUCUGGUCAUCACUAGUUCUUUUCAAUGUACAAGGGUCUCUUGCAUUCGCCGAAUUACGUCACAAAGCGGCAGUCUCUGAAGCUCUUGGGCGAGAUUUUGCUGGACAGGACAAAUUUCAACGUCAUGACAAAGUACAUUGCAUCGGAGGACAACCUGAAGGAUAUGAUGAAUUUGCUCAAGGACAAGUCGAAGAACAUUCAAUUCGAGGCUUUCCACGUCUUCAAGGUGAGACGGAAGGCAGCGACUCCGCCGAAGCGGACAAGCAGGCUCACUCACUCGCUUGCUACCACUCACAGGUCUUCGUGGCAAAUCCAAAGAAGCCGCCCGUCAUCGAGAACAUCUUGCGUCGCAACAGGGAGCGGCUGGUGCAAUAUCUGAGCAAUUUCCACAACGACAAAGACGGUGCGUGCGCCUAGUCAAGCGUAUGGGAACGCAAAUUAAGCGUUCGACUCACGUAUCCGGCUCGCCUGUGACAGACGAGCAAUUUGUGGACGAGAAGCAAUACGUGCUGCAGAUCAUCGAGUGAGUUACCCUUUACCGUGCAGGAGACAGAUGUGCUGGUUACUGCUCACAUUUCUCGCUUGCUGUCAUUCCCGUCACAGAUCCACCGGGCAACCCAAGGUGGCGGCAGCAUAG
This is a messenger RNA of Ceraceosorus bombacis, 1848 nucleotides long. The record is from the annotation of a GenBank genome assembly. NCBI's taxonomy places the organism in Eukaryota, Fungi, Basidiomycota, Exobasidiomycetes, Ceraceosorales, Ceraceosoraceae.